CCUAUCAAAUUGUUUCCCUUCAACAAAAAAAUCUCAUAUGACAAAAAAACAUCAAAACGAUCAUGUCAUCUGAAAAAUUCGAAAAUUUAGAAGACGAUUUCUCUACGUCGAUUGAUAGACUUCGUCCUGUUAUUGAGGGAAUCACCAAUCAAACUGGAGAACAAAGGAAAAAUGCGGUCCGACAAGCUGAGAAGAAGGUUGAAGAAGCAAAUUUCAUUAUGCAGGAAAUGGAGAAUGAAGCGAAGAUUGCGCCAACCCAGUACCGUACCCAGAUGCUGGGACGGCUGCGAACAUACAGGAAAAACCUCGACCAACUUAACAAAGACCUGAAGAGAAAAACAGAAGUAGGAUUUUACCAGGCGGAGAACUAUGGCUUUGACAGAGAUGAGAGACUAGAGGCAUCACAGCGUAAUCGACUAGUUCAGGGCACACAAUCGUUAAACCGAGCCUCGGAGAGUAUUGCCCGCUCACACCAGAUUGCUGCAGAGACAGACCAGGUCGGCACAGAGAUAAUUGAUGAGCUUGGUAGACAGAGGGAGGUGCUUACAAGGACAAGAGGCAGGUUGCAUGACACUGAUGAUAAUCUAGGCAAAAGCAGGAAGAUAUUAAAAACCAUGGCAAUGAGGGUGAUGACAAACAAGAUGAUACUAAUCGUGGUUAUACUACUGGAGCUUGGUAUUCUUGGACUGAUAGUGUAUUUCCGCUUCAUACGGAAAUAACUUCAUAUAUUAAAAUAACAUGUGCCAGAUACUGAACAAAUUUGUGUAAGGAUUAACCUGGGACUCAUUAACACCUGGCUUCCUUAAUCCCUGGCAAUGUUUCAGAUGUUGCCGUUAUCUUUCUGGACAAUAUUGAUUUGUUUAAAGAACACUUCUAAGCAUAACAUGCCACUUUAAAGUGGCACUAAUAUUCAAAGUCAAACAUACAUAUGUAUAACAAACAUAAAUUUUGAGUGAUAAACCUUUAACUACUUCCUAAAUAAUGCAUCUAUGGAAAAUAUUAAUUACUGGUAGCAAGAUUGUAACCAUGUAUUUAAUAGCUGAAUACACAAAAUUAUUAAAUGAUUGGUGAGUGCUAAAAUAUUAACUGCAAUCUACUAUCGUCUUAUAAGGUAGAAAUACCAUGUUUUCUGCUCCUUUCUUCCAAAUUAAACUUGGUAUCCUUCAUAAAAACCAUUGAUUUCGAGAUUUUUUCAUCUUUUUUGUUAUAUUAUAACAAUUGUAUUAAUUGUGGUAUAUUGGAGUUAGAAUGCAUGUUUAAGCACACAGCUACGAAAACAUGUUGCAUUCAACGCUCAAAAAUAGAAAAUUAAGUUUUAUUGAUGCCAUAUUAAAACUAAUGCACAAUUUUUUCUUUGUUUUGCGAUGCCAUGCAAAAGAGAUCAAGAAAUUAUAUUCUGUGUAAAUGUGCCUUUCUUAUUAUUUAAAAAAAGAAGAAAAUAAUUGCUAGGGAUGUGCAAUAUGUUUGAUGUUGAUUGUUUAUUUGUUUUAUUAUAAUUAUAAUACAUGUAUAACUGGUGAUAAUUGGCCAUAAAACCUGGUUAGAAAUCUUGGACAGAAGUAUCAAACAUACAUGGACCACAAUCCUACAUAUACAACAAACCUACAUGUCACACAAACCUUUCAUGUACAACAAACAUACAUGUACCUCAAACAUACAUGUGCCACAAUCCUACAUGUACAACAAACCUACAUGUACCAGAAACCUACAUGUACCUCAAACAUACAUGUGCCACAAUCCUACAUGUACAACAAACCUACAUGUACCAGAAACCUACAUGUACCUCAAACAUACAUGUACCACAAACAUACAUGUACAACAGUCCUACAUGUACAACAAGCCUACAUAUCACAAACAUGUAACGUAAACCUACAUGUACUACAAACCUACUUGUACCAAAAACCUACAUGUAUCUUAAACCGUACACGUACAACAAACAUACACAUACAACAAACAUACAUGUACCUCAAUCCUUACAUGUACAACAAACAUACAUGUACAACAAACAUACACGUACAUCAAACAUACACAUACAACAAACAUACAUGUACCUCAAUCCUUACAUGUACAACAAACAUACAUCGGCCACAAACAUACAUGUACCAAAUGCCUUCCUGUACCAAAUCCACACUAGAUUUCUAUUUGCAAGGAAUUUUUAGAUUUUUGCUCCUCUGUUUUUGAAGAAAAUAAUUAUUGUCAUAGCCUUGGCGUUGAUGGAGUCAUUAUUGGCGUGAAAAAUUAACAACUAUAACCAUAACUCAAAAAUUGUAAAAGAUAUUGAAACAAAUGUUGCCUGAGACAAUAACGCUGGCUUUUGAACUAUGCCGCAUAUUUGACUGUAAAUAACAGAAGAGUACUUUUCUCUUGCUCCACAGCACUCUAGCUUGACUGGCUUAAAUACUAUGUUCUUUUUUUCUUGAUAUUUCUUUUUUAUGCUAUUGAAUUUAUUGUUAGUUUCAUGAAUAAUGUUCUUAAUUUGCAAAAGAGUGUGAUCCAAAGUUGUUCUUGAUUUUAAUCUAACUCUCUUGUUGUGAAUUCAACGUAAACAUCCACUGCCAGUUAUUCAGUAACUCUUCAUGACAUUGUAAAUAAAGUGCAUUUGUUUUGUCAUGUUUUGAAAAAAAAAGGUGUUAAGUUUGCAUAGGGCACAGUUUGGCCCUUUUAACAACGGGCAUAUUACAAAAUAUCAUUAGAUCAAGAAUUUUGAUAAAGACAGGUUAGACGUUUCAGGCAGUAAAACAUUCUAAUUAAUAGAACAAUAAUACUGCAAAAAUCAAAUAAAUUGUCUAAUUCAAACUAUUAUAUUCAAAGAGUAUAUAAUAACUUCCUAGUAAUAUUGUUUUGAAAACGUGAACAAUGUGUUCGUUGAUAGGAUGGUUGUUAUUUUUCUUACACCCUGAGAUGACACAAUUUGUUCAGAAUUUCUAUAUGAAAACAAAUUACAUUAGUCUUUGUGUCUAACUAUGUGUGUAAAUGUAAAUGAGGCCUGUCAUAUUAUUUUUCUUGUGUCAUUAUCUAUAACGUGAUAUUUUAUGUAUGUUAACUAAAAAUAAAUUAUUUUUAUACA
Molecule: messenger RNA, 3067 nt
Organism: Mya arenaria
Lineage: Eukaryota; Metazoa; Mollusca; Bivalvia; Myida; Myidae
Product: vesicle transport through interaction with t-SNAREs homolog 1B-like
Exons: 7
Coding region: 63-719 (218 amino acids)
Biological process (GO): regulation of protein localization to plasma membrane; vesicle fusion with Golgi apparatus; intracellular protein transport
Cellular component (GO): ER to Golgi transport vesicle membrane; SNARE complex; Golgi apparatus
Molecular function (GO): SNAP receptor activity; SNARE binding
Source: RefSeq, a predicted model, not a curated record